This is a messenger RNA of Thecamonas trahens ATCC 50062, 3301 nucleotides long. RefSeq lists its product as uncharacterized. The record is from RefSeq and is a predicted model, not a curated record. Bases 119 to 3301 code for a protein of 1060 amino acids. Gene Ontology annotation, cellular component: mRNA cleavage and polyadenylation specificity factor complex. NCBI's taxonomy places the organism in Eukaryota, Apusomonadida, Apusomonadidae. The transcript has a single exon.
CCACCCCAACCACCACACACACACCACAUACCACCACACACACCACCACCACUACCACACACACACACACCACCACCACCACCACCACCACCCUCUCCCCGUCACACACACUUCACCCAUGUCGCUCCCCACCGAGGCCGAGGUGCUCGAGCAGUACAUGACCAGGCUGGAGGCCGUGACCGCACCGUCGUCCUCCGAAGGCGAGACGCUGGAGGCGCUCGCGGCUAUGAAGGAGGACCUCUUCCACAAGACGGUAGUGCUCCGGUCUGCAGGACGUGAGCGUGAGGCCGAGGCCAUCCUCCGCCCGCUGCUUGGCCUUUUUGCCUCGCCAUGGGCCAAGGUCCGCAAGUGGGUCGCUGGCUUUGCCGGCGAGCUGGUCGCCCUCGCCCCGUGGUGGCUCACCUCGCGGGCCCUCCUCGACGCACUUCGCAUGCUGCUGGAUGACACCAACUCGGCUGUGGCCAAGACUGCUGUGCUCUCCGUGACCAAGCUCUUCACCAAAGCCCUCUGGCUCCUGUGCGGCAACUCCGAGUCCGGGGCAGACACCCGCGCCGCAGCCAUGCUCGACGCCGCCUGGUGGGCCGACUUUUACAAGCUCGCAGACCCGGUCUUCAAGCACGGCAUGUCGUCGUCCAAGGACGGCCUCCGCAUUGCCGCCCUCAAGUUCUACGAGGCAUUUGCUCUCGCCUGUUUCUCGCUCCCGCAGAAGCCCGAGCCGGCGCUCCUGGCCGUCAUUGACGACGUCAACGCCCUCACCCGCCGCGCCAUGUCCCACGUCGAGGCUCUCUGCCGCAUGACCUCGGCCACCACCGUCACUGCCAUGGUUCUCAAGGUUGUCAUCGGCCUCCUGCUCAAAAUCGGCCUCACACACCAGCACACCCACGAGCUCGUCAUCGGUGCCCUCGUCGCGCUCGCCUCCAACACUCUCCGCCACAUCGCCAAGCAGCAGCAGGCCUCGACCAAGUUCCUCAUCAAGUCAGCCCUGCUCAAGUUCCUCCGCAAGCCCGAGACCGAGCCGUACCACGAGGAUAUGGUCGUUGCGCUCGGUCGCAUGGACGCCCACGACCCGGCUGAGAACGCCAUCCGCACCGCCGAGCGCGCCAUGGGCCGCCUCUCCGCCUUUCGCAAGCGCCAGCGUGACGCUGCCGAGGCCGCCCAGCGUGCUGCCCGCAAGCGGCAGAAGACCCAAGCCCUCGCCGCCAAGCUCACCAAGUCGCUCACCGACCUCGCCAAGCUCGAUCCCAAGCUUGUCGGCGUCAUCUCCAAGUGCGUUGAGGCUGCCGGCGGCGACCCGGGUCGCCUUGUCGAGCUUCUCAAUGCCGAGGGCGUGGACAUUGCCGCGGUCUCAGACGACCUCGCCGACAUGAUCGCCGCCACCGAAAAGGCCACUGCCGUCGCAGACAUGGACGUCGCGUCUGCGUCAGGCGAGCUCGGCGCGUCGGACCCGCGGCGGGCUGAAAAGGCCAUUCCCUGGGCAGAUCGCCUUGCCAAGGCCACCGCAGCCUCGCCGCCGGCGGCCUCGCUCUCGCUCUCGCAGUGCCUUGCGCUCUACGACGCCGCUCUCGCCCGCUGCACCUCGUCGCGUGCCGCCGUCGCCGCCGGCGGCGGAAACCACAUUGCGCUCGGCCUCAUUCCGCACCUCGGCCUGCUUCGCACCCUCGUCGUCAUCCAGGACGCGUCGCUGGCGGCCGCGCCCAAGACCCAGGCCGCCGAGCAGGCCCUGCUCAGCUUCCUGGCGAGCGAGCUGCCUCAGUCGAUGCCAACACUCGUCGGCUGGCUCCACCUGGCAUACGCCAACACUGCCGGGCUCACGCCGCUGCAGGCGCUCCCGGCCGAUGCAUACGACGCACUCCUCCUCCGGGUCAUUGACACCAUCGGCUCGCUCAAGACCGACGUGACGAGCCGCAUGGGUCACCUUGCGGUGGUGCUCGCCAACGCACCGGCGCUGCCGGGCUCGGCCGUCGCGCGCAUCAGCGAGCUCACCCAGCCCGCGCCCGAGCACGCCGCCGACGCUGCAACAAGCGUCUCAUCCUCGAUGGCGCUGUGGAGCGAGCUGGCGGUGAUGCGGCCGUCGGGCGCCGAGCCGUUUGUGGCCCACCUCCUCGACGCGGCGCUCUCGGACCGCAGUGAUGUCCGCGAGGUCGCCGCCGCCACAGUCGCCUCCAAGCUAUACUCGGUCGGCACGCACCGCGAGAUCAUCGAAGAGUUUGCUAAGACCGCCGUGGCCUCGCUCGCCAAGCUUGACCCGGCGAGUCUGCCGGAGGAGCAGGGCGCGGCGGACAACGUGAUCCAGACCAAGCUCGACCUGUUCCUCACGCUCAUGGGCAAGAAGCACGAGCUGCUGCAUGACUUUAUGACGGUGUACCCCGGCUUUGCCCAGGAUGUCAAGAAGCACGUUCACCGCCAGCUAGUGCCUGUCGUCCAGUCAAUGGGCUCGUCGUCACCGGUCAUCCUCAAGGUUGUGGAGACGCACCCCGAAGAAGCCAAGAUUCUCCUCUUGCAGAUUCUGCACGCACUCACCGACUCGGCUCCGCCGUCGCGGGAGCUCGUGGCUGCGGUGCUCAAGGUGUACAACGAGCGCGAGCGCAACGUCCGACUCCUCAUUCCGAUUCUCUCGGGCAUGUCGAACGCAGUCCUCCUCGAGCACGUCAAGGACCUCAUCGCGCUGCCGGAGCGGACCGCGCGGUUCGUGGUGGGUAAGCUGGUGCGGACCGAGGGCAUGGCGCUCUCGCCAGUCGACUUUCUCGUUCACGUCCACGUCCUCGAGCCCAACCCGGAGACGCUUCCGCGCCAGCGGCUGCAGGACGUCGUCUCGUGGGUCUUUGCCGACACAACGGUGACGUCGGACAAGCUCAUUGCCAUUCUUGUGCAGCGGCUCAUGUCGCACUCGGUCAUCCCGCCCAUGCUCAUGUCGACGGUCUCGGCCAUCUGGCGCGAGCGGCCGGCGCUCUCGCGGUUCAUCAUGUCGCAGCUCGGCCAACUCAUCUCGUCGUCCAAGUCGUCCAAGAAGAAGGUGUGGAAGGACGCGCAGAUCUGGCAGGGCUUUGUCGACUUUAUCCUCAUGGCGCGGCCGCAGUCGCUGCAGCUCGCUUUCCAGCUCCCGGUCAAGCCCUUUGCCGCCCUCCUCAAGCGCAACCCCGAGCUCCUGGCCAACCUCACCGCGUUUGCCAACGACCAGCGCGGCCGCAUCCCGCGCUCGCACAUCGAAGCUCUCCAGGAGCGCGCCAAGAAGAACCGCAAGAAGGCCAAGGCCGCGGCAGCCAAGGCGGCCCAGGCCGCUGCCAUGCCGCAGGCGGAGUAA